This is a messenger RNA of Acanthaster planci (crown-of-thorns starfish), 4959 nucleotides long. RefSeq names its product KH domain containing 4, pre-mRNA splicing factor (gene khdc4). Lineage: Eukaryota; Metazoa; Echinodermata; Asteroidea; Valvatida; Acanthasteridae. The record is from RefSeq and is a predicted model, not a curated record. Gene Ontology annotation, molecular function: RNA binding. Gene Ontology annotation, cellular component: nucleus.
GGCGCUGUAUCUUUACGACCUUUGGCAAAGGGUAGAGACGUUCGUGCAGCCAAAUCUCUGCUCUGGAUACCCGUUUCGGGAUUCGCAUUUCCCUGACUCUGAACUUGUCUUAAGGCCAACCGCCCGCAAAACUCUACUGCAGGCCUACUGACGUGUGGGUGAACCCAGUGAUGCCAGUAUUUUUGGACGGUGUUUUUACAGACGUCUGCCUCGUCUUUCCUUGGAUCACAUUAAAGCUGCACCUGCCAUGAGCACAUACAUGUAUGUCUGACUACCGGUAUGUUGGCAGUACCAAAAUCAGUUGAGGGGCAGUAACUGACUACCAGUACAAAAUGACUACAGAAACAAAGCGCAAAUCUAAGUGGGACAUACCCAAAGCAGAGGAUGAGCCUGGUGAUCAUGGGUCAAGUCUUGAGGCUGCAUCUGCAGCUGCUGCAAAAAUUAAUGCCAUGUUGAUUGCCAAAGGAAAACUAAAACUACCAACAACUGUGGUGUCAUCUGCCCAGCAAACACCCAAACAAAAGGUACUUAAAAGCAAAGAAGAGCCAAUCAUAGCAGAGGUGGAGAUAAAUGAUGUUCCAUUACAGUGCCGGAAUAUGUUGACUCGUGGUUCUACCCAAGAAGAGAUAAGUAAAAUGAGCGGUGCUGCAGUUUCCACUAGAGGACGGUUCAUGUCAUAUGAAGACAGAGCUAAGAACAAUAUGGGAGAGAGACCGUUAUAUUUGUGUGUACAAGGGCAGAAUAAGGAUUGCGUGGAUAAAGCUGUUCAAAGAAUCCGCAAUAUUAUUGAUGAAAGUAUAAGUAAGUCAAAGGGAAGGGGCAAGGGGAAGAGUCGACUGUUUGGACAGAUGGAACCUGCCUCAGCUGUAACCUCAGCACCACCUCUCCUUGGAGGAUCAUUUGUACCACAGCACCAAACCCCUCUUAUGACAGUUCCACAAUCAACACCCACACCAGCAGUGCCAACUGGGUCUUACAUCCAAGAAAAGGUCUUCGUUGGCCUGGAACAUGUGCCUCCGUCUUUUGGUGUUCGUGACAAAAUUUUAGGUCCAGGGGGAUCAUUUCUACAGCACAUCCGUUCGGAGACUGGUGCUAAUGUUUAUUUACGUGGACGUGGAUCAGGAUAUUUAGAGCAGACGUCAGGACGAGAAGCUUUUGAGAAUUUAUACAUCUACAUUACCCAUCCAAAAAUAGAAGGAGUCCUUGCUGCCAAAAAGUUGUGUGAAAACCUUAUACAAACUAUUCAUACUGAAUAUAGUAAGCACCAGAGCCAAUCUAUUACACCUGCUAGUUCCAUUAUCCGCAUGGUUACACCAUCAACUGUUACCCAACAAGGUGUGCCAAAUAUACCUGCUACCCAGUCUAGCCAGGUAGUCUAUACCAUGCCCACCUCUGCAGGGAUAAUGUACCCUCAUCUCCAAGUACCAGUGGCUCCUCAACAAGCAGUAGAUCAACCUCCAGUUCAAAAGACACUGGUAGUGCGGCAAGUUGCCAUCCCAAGACCAGUACCACCACCAACUCAGUUAGCUCCACAAGAAACCAUUCAGCAGCAGGUCCAGCGACAACAUGAACAGCAACAAAUACUCAGUGCACAGUUGUCUGCUGCUCAGACUGUUGGCCUGAUACAAGCGCCCGGUGAAACUUCACAACAUUCUGUUGUUCAGGGAACUCCAGCAGUGCUUGUGCAACAUCAAUCAUCACCUCACCAACAGCAUGAGCUAAUUCAGCAACACAACCAACAACAAAUCCAUCAACAGAUUCAGCAUGAAAUUCAGCAUAAACACAUACAGAGGCAACAAGAACUUUCACUGAAGAAUCCACAACAGUUGCAGCAAAAGGCACCUAUUAUCCCUGGCUCACAUCUUACUCAAUCUGCACCAACUCCAGCAGAACAACAAAAAAGGCAUUUCAGAGAAGCACCAGCGGAUAAUCCCAAAGAUACUUUGUUUGGUUAUCAGCAUGGUCCUCCUCAUUUAACUAAUCUAGGUGAGAGCAGGCAACUUGUAUCUGUAACUCAGGCACUGCCAGGACUAAGUGAAUCUUCUGUUCCAGCACCUUAUCAGAAAGGCCCAACAGUUUCUCUUGGACCACCACAGAGGAUACCUAUGUCUGCUCUACCAUCCAGUACAAAAAAUUUAAUGGCACCACCACCUUUGGCCGUGAUUGGUCCCUCUUCUGGAACAGGAGACCUUGAUAAGCAUCUUAUGCCCCCACCUUCACUCCCACCCGGAGAGACACUGAAGUUGCUUCAACACGUUAAGGGUGGUAGAGUGGCACUUUUUGAAGAACCUCCACAGAAGCGCAGCAAGGGUCUUGUAUCCUAUGAUGGUGGCGAUUCUGAUGAUGAUGAAGACAUUAUUCGAUCUCCACAAGCUCACAGCUAUUUCCAGCCCAAUAGCACAUAGCCACAGAUACCUGGAGGUCUUCUCAGCACUGUGACAGGUUCUUCAACAAACGGUGUUAAAAGCUGAAUUUAACUACUGAGGAAAGAGGGACUUCCAUUGCUGAACCCCUUGAAAUUUCCUGUUGUAGGCAAGCAGUACAUUGAAAUGUCACCAAGCAGUGUUUAUAUGUGUGUUGUUCAAGGAACCACAAUGUAUUAUGGACUGCAUGCAGUGACAGCUUUCAAAAGAGAGACACAUGGCGUAUGUGUAUCAAUUUAUGCAUGUGUACAAACUUAAGCACUGUCACAUGCAAGGAGUGCACCUGAAUGUUAUACAGCGAAGCAGCAUUCAAACUUCCUGCAGCAACAAUAGGCUUUGCCCUUUUUGUACUAGUGCUGGCAUAAUUAAGUUCCAGUGAUGUCGAUAUCUUCAGCAGCUUUUACAGAUGCCCCGUAAAUGACCUAAUUUGAAAUUUCCAUAAAAAGCAAGGACUAAAUUUGUGGAUAUUAAUGUUUCCAUUUGUAGGAUGGCUUGUAGGUUUUCCCGGCCAAAUCAGCAAAAGACCUUUCAUUUUCAUCAACAUUUAAAUCCAUAGAUUUUAGUUCUAUUCAUAAUGGGUUUGUUUUUCCUUAUUGUCAAAUUUUUGUAAACACAAGAUUUUGGUUUUGCAAUGAAGAUUUAGUCAUUCUAUUUUAUUUACAGGCAUUCAAGUGUACAUUUUUGCUAUGUAUUGUCUUUUCUCAGUUAGUGCAAUGAAAUUAAAAGGUCAUCGAAGUAUGCGAGAUUUUACCUCUGCAUGCUUUUCCUUUUCAUGUACGGUCAAUCGAUUUUGCACUUUGCGUGUGCAGUGUAGACGUGAUGUGAAUUACUGGAGUAGUUACUGCUGUCUUCCAUCAUAAGUUGUUUCUGCAUGAUAUUCUUGUCUCGUAAGAAUUGUCGCAGUGUUAAUAAUUCAUUUGUAUCCUCAUUCAUUUGUGUCGACACCCGUCUUUUGAGUGACACGAAAUCAGUUCAGGAAAUGUUUGUUUUUGCUCCUUACUGUGUGGAUGGUUCCUGUUCUGUUUAUUUUAUAUACAUAUAUUUUGGUCUGUAAUUACUCGGACUAGUGCAAAUUAAAAUAGAGGAGAGUUUGUGAAACAAAAUUGGUGUCACUUUUUUCUUGUAAAAUUGGCUUUUACGCCUGAAUAGGCAAAUGCAAGUCAGUGCAUACCACAGGAACAAAUUUGAAUUCUCAUAUGAGAAAUGUUCCCGUUGAUGAAAUUGAAUUGUUCUUCAACAUCUGAGGCCGUUGAUGGAUUUUAUGAUGGUCUUUCUUUAAAGCAUGCUCAGAUAACAAAAUCGAAUGAACUCCGCUGAUUUUUUAAUGCUCAUGUGAAAGAACAUUUACAAACAAGAAACAAACUUAAAUGGGUUUCGUGUUAAAUUGAACAAUAUUUUGCUGAUAUUUUGCUAGGAAAACCUAUAAUAUGAAUUUUUUAAUAAAGACUGUUGCAGUCAGGAUUUGAAUUCCAGAAUUUGUAGGUCAUGCCAGCCGGUGGGGAGUAUUACAUUAAAAAUAUCUAACAAAAGAAGCACAGCGCACAAACAAUGAGGGUCCAUUGUAAUUGCAGUGAAACAAUGACUAAUGCCAAGGGGGGGUCUCUCCGUCUCAUAUCUUACUUAAUAUGUAAACUACCGUUGGGGUAUGGGCAAUACCCUAUGGUCUCACUGACAACAUGCUCUUCACAACAAAGACAUGCAUCCAAACCUACAUGUAUUCACUUGUGUAACUUAAUAUUUUUAAAUGUGAGAACAAUUAGCCUUGUGUAGCCAUGUACAACAGAGGUUUGUAUACAUUGAUAUGAAAUUACUUGGUAUGUACAUGUACUCACUUCAGGCAAAUCCUCAUAUAACAAAGCAAGGGUGAACAUUUAACAACUUCAGUUGUGGUCCUAUUGUUGCAUAAUUAUGUGAAACGUUUUGGAAGGACCCGCUGGGUUUUGUACAGGAUUUAGAAAAUACACGACCCUCAGUCUGUUGUGAUUAACCUCUAUUGUCGAUUGUCAGUGGCUGAACGUGUAUACAUGUACAAGCUCCUGUUCACAUAAAAGAUAUCUUUUCUCUCUGUGUCAUGAGAAGACUACACGACAUGGUCAAUUCUUCUGUAACUGAAACAAUCUGCACUUACCUCCAUUGAAUCUGAACUUUCCAAAAUAGGUGGUUUUGUUUGUCUACAGCUUUGUGUCUCAGAUUAUGUAACAUACUGUGCCAAGAGUUAGAAAUCAUAGGAUUAGAUUGAAGUCAUUUAUGGCAUGUACAGCACACACUAAUUUCAGUGGGAAGAAACCACAGUUUUAACACCAUUAAAGCUUGUGAUAACUUUUUUUUCCCUCAGUCCUCAAUUUUAACUCUUUAAACACUGUUACCAUAAACAUUGUGUAUAGUAUUUUAAUCAUUUUUCAUAACUGAAAACAGUUUUGUUUGCAAACUGAUAUUUGAUCUACCCGAAGUCAUGUAACUGGUAAUUUGAAAUUAUGGAAACUGGAAAAUAAAAUUAAACGUGAUGGAAACGUUUCACGCUUUUUUAAAAUUCAAA